Molecule: messenger RNA, 500 nt
Organism: Aptenodytes forsteri (emperor penguin)
Lineage: Eukaryota; Metazoa; Chordata; Aves; Sphenisciformes; Spheniscidae
Gene: TXNDC17
Product: thioredoxin domain containing 17
Exons: 4
Cellular component (GO): cytosol
Molecular function (GO): protein-disulfide reductase [NAD(P)H] activity
Source: RefSeq, a predicted model, not a curated record
UGCGGCGACAAGGAUGCCGAGGGCAGAAGCUGGUGCCCGGACUGCGUGACGGCUGAACCAGUUGUGAGGAGGGAACUUCAUAACAUGCCUGAUGAGUCCGUAUUCAUCUACUGCCUAGUGGGAGACAGAGCCUACUGGAAAGAUCCCAACAAUGAAUUCAGGAAGAAUCUGAAACUAACAGGAGUGCCUACACUACUUAAAUAUGGAACACCUCAGAAGCUGGUUGAAGAAGAAUGUUUUAAAGCAGAGCUUGUGCGUAUGUUGUUUACUGAAGACUAAAUCCUCCAGUAGUCAAUCAUUUACGAAGAUGUUAAACUCAAGUUAUUUGCAGUGUCCUUUCAAGGAAUCCUUAACCUUUUUUAAACUUUCAUGGUUAAUUACUUCAGACUAGUCAAGAUAAAUGUCAUUAAAUUCUAGGUCCAAACCUUCCACUAAAAUCCUGCAACAAAACACUGUAUCUUUCCUUUCAUGUUUAAAUAAACUUGAGUUUGCAAACAGUC